This is a messenger RNA of Sorex fumeus (smoky shrew), 1426 nucleotides long. It is a transcript of the gene PNLIP, whose product is annotated as pancreatic lipase. The coding region runs from base 7 to 1404 and encodes 465 amino acids. Gene Ontology annotation, biological process: lipid metabolic process. Gene Ontology annotation, molecular function: protein binding; triacylglycerol lipase activity. The record is from RefSeq and is a predicted model, not a curated record. The transcript has 13 exons. NCBI's taxonomy places the organism in Eukaryota, Metazoa, Chordata, Mammalia, Eulipotyphla, Soricidae.
GCCACGAUGCUGCCCAUCUGGACCUUCUUCCUGCUGCUGGGUGCAGUAGCAGGAAAAGAAGUCUGCUUUGAGAGACUUGGCUGCUUCAGUGAUAACUCCCCAUGGGCCGGAAUUACAGAAAGACCCCUUAAAAUUUUGCCCUGGGCUCCAAAGGAUGUCAAUACCCGCUUCCUUCUGUACACUAAUGAGAACCAAGACAACUACCAAGAAAUCUCCGCAGAUUUAGACGUUAUCUCAAGCUCCAACUUCAAAACAAACAGAAAAACCCGUUUCAUUAUCCAUGGAUUCAUUGACAAGGGAGAAGAAGGCUGGCUGUCUAAUAUGUGCAGGAACAUGUUUAAGGUGGAAAAUGUGAACUGCAUCUGUGUGGACUGGAAAAGUGGAUCUCGAACUGGCUACACUCAGGCCUCACAGAACAUUCGGGUUGUGGGUGCAGAAGUGGCCUAUCUCAUCGACUUUCUGCAGUCAUCACUAGACUACUCUGUGUCCAACGUUCAUAUCAUUGGCCACAGUCUGGGGUCUCAUGCUGCUGGAGAGGCUGGAAGAAGAACCAAUGGCACUAUUGCUCGGAUCACAGGAUUGGAUCCCGCUGAACCUUGCUUUCAGGGCACACCCGAAUUGGUUCGACUGGAUCCCAGUGAUGCCAAGUUUGUGGAUGUCAUUCACACUGAUGCUUCCCCCAUCAUCCCCAACGUUGGAUUUGGAAUGAGCCAAACUGUGGGCCACAUGGAUUUCUUCCCAAAUGGAGGAGAAGAGAUGCCCGGAUGUCAGAAGAACAUUCUGUCUCAGAUUGUGGAUAUCGAGGGAAUCUGGGAAGGAAGUCGUGACUUCUUUGCCUGUAAUCACCUCAGAAGCUACAAGUAUUACGCUGACAGCAUCCUCUAUCCCGAUGGCUUCUCUGGAUACUCAUGUGCCUCUUACAAUAUUUUCAAAGCAAACAAGUGCUUCCCCUGUCCAGCUGGAGGCUGCCCACAGAUGGGCCAUUAUGCUGAUAGAUUCGUUGGGAAAACAAAUGCAGAGUUCCAGAAAUUUUAUCUUAACACCGGUGAUGCCAGCCACUUUGCCCGCUGGAGGUAUAAGGUAACCAUCACUCUGUCUGGAAAGAAGGUGACAGGACAUGCGCUGGUGUCUUUGUUUGGAAGUAACGGAAACUCUAAGCAGUAUGAAAUUUUCAAGGGCACUCUCCAACCAGGCAGUACUCACUCCAAUGAAUUUGACUCUGAUGUGAAUGUUGGUGAUGUCCAGAAGGUUAAGUUCCUUUGGUACAAUAAAGUGAUCAACCCAACUCUUCCUAGAGUAGGAGUAUCUAAGGUCACCGUGGAAAGAAACGAUGGAGCCUUGUUCAACUUCUGUAGUCUGGAGACCGUGAGGGAGGACACUCUGCUCACUCUUACCCCAUGUUAGGAGCUGCUGACAUGUGUCCUUU